Messenger RNA from Cucurbita maxima (winter squash), 3378 nucleotides. RefSeq names its product kinesin-like protein NACK1. NCBI's taxonomy places the organism in Eukaryota, Viridiplantae, Streptophyta, Magnoliopsida, Cucurbitales, Cucurbitaceae. Gene Ontology annotation, molecular function: microtubule binding; ATP binding; microtubule motor activity. The record is from RefSeq and is a predicted model, not a curated record. The coding region runs from base 347 to 3229 and encodes 960 amino acids. The transcript is spliced from 15 exons. Gene Ontology annotation, biological process: microtubule-based movement.
UCUCUCCUCUCUCCCUCUCUCUCUCUCUCUCUCUGUUUUUCUCUAUCCGAAACCCUAACAAGGCAAGUUCCAAGCUCUCUCUUCUGUUGCUGCGGAUUUCACGGCCUAAGAGUUCGAUCUGAAUCCUGAGUGUGUUGGCCGUCUAAGUUGCGUCGCUCAGAUUCGGCUCCAAUUUAAUAUAAUUGCGUUUGGUUAUAGUAAAUUCGCUUCAUGAUCUUCAAGCUACAGGCUGAUUUUCUAGCUAUUUCUCGAUAAGUACGUCUAGAACUUUAAUCAAAUCCCUCCUUUUUUCAGUUUUUUGGUCCGACUGUGAAGGAGAAAUAGGCAGCAGAUAUUAAGAAUCACUAUGACUAUCAAAACUCCUUCAACACCAGCUUCGAAAAUAGAGAGGAUACCAGCAUCAACACCUGGAGGACCUCGAUCUAAGGAAGAAAAAAUCGUUGUUACUGUACGGUUAAGACCUCUGAGUAAAAAGGAGCAGCAAGCGAAGGAUCAAAUGGCAUGGGAAUGCAUUGACAAUAAUACGAUUGUGUAUAAACCCCAGACUCAGGAACGUCAUACUCAACCCGCCUCGUUUACAUUUGAUAAAGUUUUCGGUCCCGCUUCUUUGACCGAGGCAGUAUAUGAGGAAGGAGUAAAGAAUGUUGCCUUAUCUGCUCUAAUGGGAAUCAAUGCCACCAUAUUCGCCUAUGGGCAAACUAGUAGUGGAAAGACAUUUACAAUGAGGGGGAUAACUGAGAAAGCUGUUAAUGAUAUCUACAAACAUAUUAUUAAUACACCCGAGAGAGAUUUUACAAUUAGAAUUUCUGGACUGGAAAUAUACAAUGAGAACGUUAGGGAUCUAUUGAAUACAGAACCAAGUCGGAAUCUAAAGCUUCUUGAUGACCUAGAGAAAGGUACAAUGGUUGAGAAAUUAGUAGAGGAAACGGCGAGUAAUGAUCAACAUUUGAGACAUUUGAUUGGCGUCUGUGAGGCUCAAAGACAAGUUGGUGAAACAGCCUUAAAUGACUACAGCUCUCGGUCACACCAGAUAAUAAGGCUGACAAUUCAAAGUACCCUACGAGAAAAUUCAGAUUGCGUUAGGUCUUUUGUGGCAAGCUUGAACUUUGUUGAUCUAGCUGGAAGUGAGAGAGCUUCACAGACACAUACUGAUGGUGCUAGGCUGAGAGAAGGCUGUCAUAUUAACCUUAGUUUGAUGACGCUCACAACCGUGAUCAGAAAGCUAAGUCUCGGAAAGAGAAGUGGUCAUAUACCUUAUAGAGACUCGAAACUCACCCGCAUAUUGCAGCAUUCACUUGGUGGAAAUGCACGAACCGCCAUUAUAUGCACAUUGAGUCCAGCCCUGACUCAUGUUGAACAAUCGCGGAAUACUUUGUAUUUUGCCACCCGGGCAAAGGAAGUGACUAAUAACGCCCAAGUUAAUAUGGUUGUAUCGGACAAACAAUUGGUCAAACAUUUACAGAAGGAAGUUGCCAGGCUCGAAGCAGAACUGCGCACUCCUGAUCCAAAGAAGGAGAAAGAUUUUAAAAUCCAGCAGAUGGAAAUGGAGAUUGAAGAAUUAAGGCGACAAAGAGACCUUGCUCAAUCCCAGGUCGACGAGCUCCGCAGAAAACUUGAGGAGGACCAGCAGGUUUCAAACCCAAUUGAAUCUGCCCAUCCUCCAGUGAAGAAGUGCUUGUCCUUUACUGGGACAUUGCCUCAGAAACUUGACGGCAAGGACCUGGGCCGUGGUAUGAUAUUAAGGCAGUCUAUCAUGCGACAAUCAUCUACUGCUCCUUUCACACUUAUGCAUGAAAUUCGCAAGCUGGAACAUCUCCAGGAACAGCUUGGGGAGGAAGCUAAUAGAGCCCUGGAAGUAUUGCAAAAGGAGGUGGCUUGUCACAGACUGGGGAACCAAGAUGCAGCAGAAACAAUUGCCAAGUUGCAAGCUGAAAUAAGAGGAAUGAGGUCAGUCUGUUCAGAACCAAAGGAGGUUGAGGUUGGUAGCGUUAUUGCUACUAACCAGAGUGUAGGUGCUAAUCUAAAGGAAGAGAUAACACGGCUUCAUUCUCAAGGUAGCACCAUUGCCAAUUUAGAAGAGCAGCUUGAAAAUGUUCAGAAGUCUAUUGACAAGUUAGUAAUGACUCUACCAACCAAUUAUCAGCAGUUCAUGAGUGAUUCAACCCCCAAACAAAAAAGUUAUACCAAAAAGAAGAAAUUGCUUCCUUUGGCCUCGAGUAAUGUUGCCAACCGGCAAAACUUUUUAAGAUCGCCAUGCUCACCUUCAACAACUUCCCAGCAAGUACUGGAGUCCGAUUUUGAAAAUAGACCUCCUGGGAGUGAUGAUAUAUUCUCACCUGAGAUUCUGCACGAGUCUGAGAAAGGGACUCCAACAAAGAGUGAAGAAGGUGGAGAUGUCUCGUCAAAGGAGAGCACUCCUUGUUAUCGAAGAUCAAGUUCUGUGAACAUGAAGAAGAUGCAAAAGAUGUUCCAAAAUGCUGCAGAAGAAAACGUAAGAAGCAUAAGAGCAUAUGUAACAGAAUUGAAAGAGCGUGUGGCUAAACUGCAGUACCAAAAACAGCUACUUGUUUGUCAGGUCCUUGAGCUGGAAGCAAAUGAAGCUGCUGGCAACAAAUUAGAUUGUGAUGAAAACUCAUUUGAGCAGGAUGAGGACCAAGUUCCGUGGCAUGUAACUUUCCGGGAGCAAAGGCAGCAGAUUAUUGAGUUAUGGGAUGCUUGCUAUGUCUCCAUUAUUCACAGAUCUCAGUUCUACCUUUUAUUCAAGGGCGACCAGGCUGAUCAGAUUUACCUGGAAGUAGAGAUGAGGCGCUUAACAUGGCUACAGGAGCACCUAGCGGAGUUUGGCAAUGCUAGUGGAGCUCACGUUGGAGACGACGAGCCAACAAUCUCUCGCUCGUCAAGCAUAAGGGCAUUGAGACGUGAAAAGGAGUUUCUUGCAAAGAGAUUAACUUCACGUUUGACAGCAGAAGAAAGAGAUGCGUUGUACAUUAAAUGGGAAGUACCUCUUGAAGGGAAACAGAGGAGAAUCCAAUUUGUUAACAAACUCUGGACAGAUCCUCACGACCCUAAGCAUAUUCAGGACAGUGCUGAGAUAGUGGCAAAGCUUGUCGGGUUCCGCGAAGGUGGCAACAUGUCCAGGGAGAUGUUUGAACUCAAUUUUGCUGUUCCUUCCGACAAAAGACCAUGGAUUAUGGGAUGGAACCCAAUUUCAAACUUCCUUAAUCUGUGAGAAAAUUCGUUUUUCUUGUAAAUAAUCUUCUGAUUCCUUUCGUAUGUUUUGAUUAAUUUUGGAGCUUUCCUCCAGAAUUCCUCGUAGAUUGUGUCUGAGAUGGAUCAGACCCAAUCGAUUCCUAAGAACAAAAGAAUUUGAUUCAUUUU